Messenger RNA from Colletotrichum karsti, 1908 nucleotides. RefSeq lists its product as uncharacterized. Lineage: Eukaryota; Fungi; Ascomycota; Sordariomycetes; Glomerellales; Glomerellaceae. The coding region runs from base 1 to 1908 and encodes 635 amino acids. The record is from RefSeq and is a predicted model, not a curated record. The transcript has 2 exons.
AUGGACGACAGACAAGACCACGACUAUGACGACAAAGACCAUCUAGCAAGAGAUCCACCCUUUGGCCGUGCCUCUCGCCGAUUCGGCAGCCCUUACCCUCAUACCAUCACCAGUUCUCCUUCUCAAGACAGCAACGUCCACCAUAGCACCCCCUCCUCUCCCCCGCAAGUCAUGGUCGAACGAAGCGUCAACAUCCAGACCCAACCUCAUCUUGCUCCAUCCCCCGGCAAGAACUCUCCCAGGCCCAGCGGUCCCAUCAAGCGGCCCUCCAUUCGCUGGGAUAAGCAACUUCCCGUUCCAGACCGAAAACGUACUGCAUCUGUCGGGUUUAACGCUCCCCCCACCGCCUCGGCAUCAGACGCUUCUGUACAUACCAACGAUCAACUUCACGAAGCCUUCCAGCCGGUUCAGAUAUCCGAGGACAAAAUGGACUCCACUGGAUCUUCCCGCCAGCCUACGGCGUUCGGUCGACCCUCUGCACCCAUGACUCGACCCUACCGCCAGAACGACGAGGUCGAGAACAUCGCAGACGAUGACCUACAGUCAGAAAGAGGAUCGUCUUGGGAAGUCAGCGUCAACGGAGAUGGAGCUUCUGAUGAUGAAUGCGAACCGAUUCGCGUCAAAAACAAUGACAACAGCCUCUUUCUCCCGCCCAGCCCUUGCAUCGCGGAGUGGUUCGACAGUAUUCGCAACGAGGCCAUUCUUUCGUUUUCCGUGGACAUUUCAAAGGUCCCCGAUGAUUCGGAAGUCAAUCCGGAAACCGGCAAAAUCAAAGACAAAGAGCCCUACCCUGCGUCUUAUGUGGACUUCGAAGAAGAGCAAUCGAUGAACAAAAUCCUGCGUCACCAUCGUCUUCACAAGACCAGCAACUGGCUGAUUUUUCGAGAGCUAGAGUCCCGCGAGAGGGAGAAGGAGAGGCGAAAGCAGAGAAGAAAGGAACAGGAGCGCUCCAGAGCGAAAGUCGACAAUUCUCGGCAGCGUGCUCUAGUGCGCACAACCAACAAGCAGCCAACGACUGUCUUUAAGGAUGGUCCGCUUAGUGACUGCGUUCUCCGCCCUGCACUGCUCAGCGACGCAAGAGGUUGCGCAGAUAUCUACAACCUCGCCGUCGAGACCAACGCAACUGUUCCAGGCACCAAUUCAGUGUCUAUUCAUAAGUUCGAGUCUUUCCUCAACGACUGCAAGAGAGAGAAGCUUCCAUCUGUGGUUGCUGCUGUACAGAGAGCCGACUUGACCGAUGUGAGAAACUGGCCCUCCACUGAUGCCUACCGCCAGUACAUGAAGUGGAGGCAAACACAGCCAAAGGGAGACGAGUCCUUCGACACCAAAAUUUACGGAUUCGCCUUUUUGGAACCCUACGAGAAGGGUCCCGCCUUUGGAACGGGCGCGGCUACGGAGACCGUCAAAGCUGUCGUCUUCGUUCACCCAGAGCAUCGUCGAAACGGGAUCGGAAGUGCUCUGCUUCACCGACUCCUCACUCAAACUUCGUUCAUGUACCAUGGCGAUGUUCGAUAUGAGUGGAUCGACCCUGCUGCCGUUGAGGACUCCUUCUACGUUCCUUACUUCCGGCCUAUUCACCGUAUUGUGUUGCAUGGCAUGGUCGGGGGAGAGGGCACGGAGCUCCAGUGGAUGGACAAAUUCAUGAAGUCGUUCCAGUUCGACAAGGCCGGACACCUCAACCAGAUCUACAAGGUGACUAAACCACAUGGAAUUGACUGGUACGAUCAAGUCAUCUGGGUUCACUGGGCCAACAAGAUCAACACUGGACAGACGUUCUACGCGGGGGACGAGUCGGAGUGCUCUUACGACUACCCUGGAAAAGCGCAGUCGCCCGUUCUCCCGCCUCAGAAACUUCUGGAGUAUCCGAACGGUCCUGACUGUGAGAGCGACGGGGCUUACUCUUACUGA